Anopheles merus is the source of this 660-nucleotide messenger RNA. RefSeq names its product glycine-rich cell wall structural protein-like. Bases 155 to 574 code for a protein of 139 amino acids. The transcript has 2 exons. The record is from RefSeq and is a predicted model, not a curated record. NCBI's taxonomy places the organism in Eukaryota, Metazoa, Arthropoda, Insecta, Diptera, Culicidae.
ACGGCGCGAUCAUCACCGGGAGACGAUCAAACGGUGCACAACCAUCGAGCGCGCGGAACCGCGGAAAGCAAAGUUUCACUACGGUUGAUUGUUCGUUGUUGCUCUUUAAGCAGGUUAACAAGUCACUUCCGACGCACUUCCGACGCAGACAAACAUGAAGACGCUGUACAGCUUACUCGUGCUGGCCGUGAUUGCCAGCCUGGCCGUAGCAUACCCCGCCGAAUCGCAGGAAGCUAAUCCUCAGCCAGCGGCGGCGGCAGCAGAACCGGUCGAGUUGGUGCAGCUAGUGCCGGCGGAAGAGCAGAAUGUUGCCGCAGUUCCGGAGCCGGUCAGCGAUGCGGAAGGUCAACGAUCGAAGCGUCACAUCGGAUUCGGCGGUGUCGGCAUUGGCGUCGGUGUUGGGCUGGUGGGCGGUGGGUUCGGUGGCUAUCCCGGCUUCGGGUACGGCGGUGGCUAUCCCGGCUACGGAUAUGGUGGAUUCUACCCCGGCUAUGGAUACGGAGGCGGUUACCACCGAUACGGCUACCGGUACGGUGGAUAUGGUGGCGGCUUCGGACACCCGUACUACUUCUAAUCUAUGACCCUUGUGAUGGUGCGUGCGUGUGUGAGUGUGGUGUAAGACAAUAAGCCAAAAAUAAAACACAAAACUUUUUAAUCUCA